Molecule: messenger RNA, 1104 nt
Organism: Mercurialis annua (annual mercury)
Lineage: Eukaryota; Viridiplantae; Streptophyta; Magnoliopsida; Malpighiales; Euphorbiaceae
Product: probable calcium-binding protein CML18
Exons: 2
Coding region: 372-911 (179 amino acids)
Molecular function (GO): enzyme regulator activity; calcium ion binding
Source: RefSeq, a predicted model, not a curated record
CGAUAUGCACGUAGGCAAAUUUAUCUAGAUCCAUAAUUAUAGCCCAAAAACGAGUUCAAAGGAUCAAGAACGUUGAAUUUCGAUAAACCUAAAGACAAAAUACAGAGAAGAUUAAUCAUACAAUCCAAAAAAAUAAAACUUCCACAUCUAAUACUAUAUUACAUUUUUGAGUCAAUAUGGAUUGUGUGAAUUCAUGUGAAGGUCUUUAUGGGGAAUUUGAAUAUCUACAGGAAAUUAUCUUGAAGUUUGUAGUAUUUAGGUAGAAGAUUCUUGAUUAAGAAACGUUUCACAAGAAUUUCAGUCUUGAUUCUUGAAAAAUCUGGUAUGGUUGAUUCAGAAGAUUGAAGAAAAUUUUAACUGAGUUACGUCAAAUGCAAGAAAACUCAGAAUUUCUGGACAAAAAUCAAGAAAAAAUAAUGGAUUGCGGAAAAGAACCUGUAAAACUCGACGACGAGCAACUAACUGAGCUCCGUGAAAUAUUCCGGUCAUUCGACCGAAACAAGGACGGCAGUUUAACACAGCUCGAGCUUGGCUCGCUACUCCGAUCACUAGGGUUAAAACCGAGUGAAGAUCAAUUAGAAGCGAUGAUACAGAAGGCGGACAAGAACAGCAACGGUUUGAUCGAGUUUUCAGAGUUUAUAGCGGUGGUGGAGCCUGACCUAGUUCAGACAAAGUCGCCGUAUACGGAAGAUCAGCUGAAGAAGAUAUUCAAUAUGUUUGACAGGGAUGGGAAUGGAUAUAUAACUCCGGCGGAGUUGGCGCAUUCGAUGGCUAAAUUAGGGCAUGCGUUGACGGUGGAGGAGUUGACAGGGAUGAUUAAGGAAGCGGACACGGAUGGCGAUGGAUGUAUUGAUUUUCAGGAAUUUGCUCAGGCUAUUACCUCCGCUGCUUUUGAUAAUUCUUGGCGUUGAAGAUUAUUAGGGAAAUUUGGUUGAUGUUUUGUGUUUGAAUUUUCGUAAUAAUCAAUGCCUGUGCUGAUAGAUAUCAUUUAGUUGUGAAACUAAUUGUAUCAGCUUGAUGAGUCUGUUGUAUCCAUGAUCACCAUACUUGCUGUGCUAAUUCAGGGGUAACUGAUUCCGGGGAUUAGUGUAUUUUGCAAUCUCA